Prorocentrum cordatum is the source of this 665-nucleotide messenger RNA. NCBI's taxonomy places the organism in Eukaryota, Dinophyceae, Prorocentrales, Prorocentraceae. The record is from the annotation of a GenBank genome assembly.
CGCGGGGCGGCGGCGCCCGGCCGGGGCGCGGGCGGGCGCAGGGCGCCGGCCGCGCCACGGGCGCAGCCUCCCCGGGAGGCCCCGCGCCCCGGUGGUGGCGCGACAUCGCAGAGGUGUGCCCGCUGUCGGGCUUCCCCGUGAGCAUGCUGCCAUACCCCCCGUACAAGCUCCAUGCCCGAGCGGAGCGUUCGAAGGACGGCGUGCGACUGGUGGACGGCCCGUACCUGGUGCUGCAGGUGCUCGCCACGUGGGACUUCGCCGUCAUCGGCCAGGCGCUCACGGCCUCGGACAUCACCUCCCUGGACCUGUACAUGAAGCAGUGCAAGCUCGGGCCCUUUCGGCUGGGCACGGCCCUGGAGCUGCAGCGGGACGGGGCGCCCGCCGCGCUCCGGGAGCUGCAGGCCCUCCGGGCGAGGGCGCGCCGGCGCCUCGAGAGCGUGCAGCACAUCCAGCGGGUGCGCCUCGGCAAGUGGGCCGGCAGCCCGAGGGGCGCCGCCGCGUCAGGCGGCGGCCGGGCCGCCGCCGCCGCCCCGAGGGCCGCCGCAGGCAGCCCCGAGGAGGGCGAGCCGCCGGCCCGAGAGGCGCGUGGCACCAGGCGCAACAGGCAGGCGUGAGGCUUCGGCGCCGUCCUGCCGCUGGCCGCUGGGGUCCGCCGCGACGCCGCG